Messenger RNA from Vanessa atalanta (red admiral), 4261 nucleotides. It is a transcript of the gene ema, whose product is annotated as protein CLEC16A homolog. Gene Ontology annotation, cellular component: late endosome; endolysosome membrane. The record is from RefSeq and is a predicted model, not a curated record. Bases 244 to 3528 code for a protein of 1094 amino acids. The transcript has 17 exons. NCBI's taxonomy places the organism in Eukaryota, Metazoa, Arthropoda, Insecta, Lepidoptera, Nymphalidae. Gene Ontology annotation, biological process: regulation of autophagosome maturation; endosome to lysosome transport; endosomal transport.
UUAGCAAAGCACGUAUGAACGGGAAGUGUUAAAAUAAUAAAAAACAUGAAAAUAAAACAAUAAACCAAUAGGCAGAUGUAGUUAAUCGGGUUUGAUAUAAGUUUACGUACCUUAAGAUGAUAUUUGAGACUGUCCUUCAAAACAUGUAAAGGUGCGCUCACUUGUGACGUAUAUUUUGUCCAAACUUUAUGAGAAAAAUGUUUCUGAUUUAUCCCUAAACAGUGUGAGAAAUUUAGUGCCGUAAUGUUUCGAAGUCGUAGUUGGUUCGGAGGUGGCUGGGGUCGACCCAAAAAUCCUCAUUCAUUAGAAAGAUUAAAAUAUUUGCACAACAUACUUUGCAAAAACACAACUGUGUCUGAAAAUAAUCGAGGUAUCUUAGUGGAAUCUUUAAGGUGCAUAGCAGAAAUCUUAAUAUGGGGUGAUCAAAACGACAGCUCCGUUUUUGAUUUUUUCUUAGAAAAAAAUAUGUUAUCAUAUUUUUUGAAGAUUAUGAGACAAAAAUGUGGUGGCUCCUCAUAUGUUUGUGUGCAGUUGUUACAAACUCUCAACAUACUCUUUGAAAAUAUAAGAAAUGAAACAUCACUAUAUUAUUUAUUAAGUAACAAUCAUGUUAACUCAAUAAUAGUUCAUAAGUUUGACAUCUCCGAUGAAGAAGUGAUGGCGUAUUAUAUAUCAUUCCUCAAGACUCUGAGCCUUAAAUUGAAUAAUCACACUAUCCACUUCUUCUAUAAUGAGCAUACAAAGGACUUUCCUCUUUACACAGAGGCUAUAAAAUUUUUCAAUCAUCCAGAAUCUAUGGUUAGAAUCGCAGUACGUACAUUGACUCUUAAUGUCUACAGAGUACAAGAUGCGAGUAUGCUGCGUUUCAUCAGGGAUAGAACUGCAGCUCCAUACUUCAGUAACCUUGUAUGGUUUAUCGGCAAACACAUACUGGAACUAGACGCGUGUGUCAGAAACGAUGCUGACCAUCAGUCACAACAGAAACUUGCCGAUUUAGUGGCCGAACAUUUGGACCACCUACACUACAUUAACGAUAUCCUAUGUCUAAACAUUCCAGACCUCAAUGACGUAUUAACUGAACAUCUCUUGCACAAGCUCCUGAUUCCUUUAUAUAUUUAUUCCCUAACAUCCGAAUCUACGAAACGUCCCGUUACAUCCUCUCCUUACAACAGAGACCAUUUGCAAAGCAUCGAAGUCAUUACGAGGAAUUUGGAAGCGAUAUUAACAGGGAAAAGUUCAGAUACGCCUCCGAGACUGAACUAUCCAAUGCAAAGACACGAAUCCGAAGAGGAAACAAAGCCAUCCGUGUCAUCCGUAGUCGCUCUUUUUCUACUGUCGCAAGUGUUCUUAAUAAUAACCCACGGACCAAUAGUCCACGCUCUCGCUUGGAUAAUAUUACAAUCCAACUUAUCAGUAUUCGAAGAGGGCGCCACUAAGAUAUUGGACGUGUAUGUAAGUCAUGCAAAGUCGAGUGUCAAAUUAGAGUUCUCGAAGCCGCAAUUGAGUUUGGAAAAGGCUUUGGAAAACACAUCGUGCUCUGAAAGAGAUUACACGACUCCAGAAUUUGCUGGUGCUAAAUCGUUUGGAUAUGAUACUGACCAUUCGAGCUGUGAUCUCGAUCCUGAGUUGGUAUCGAAUUCACUCCCGUCCACUUCUCAUAUAAGCGAAACAUCGAGCAUCGCUCACGAUUCCACCGAAGAUUUGGUGACCCAAAUUCAAACGGUCAAAUCUGGUAGUUCAGUGACCCUUGUUAAAGAAAAUAUGCCGGAUUCUCCUCUCCCUGAUUCUGGUAUUGAAUCGACUUCCUCAAAGGCUGUGUCGGAUUUUAAUAAUAUAACCGAUGAAGAAAAACAAAAGUUGUUAGGCGUAAAAACUACUAGUACUGCUGAGCGCGUUACAACUGUAGAAAAUGUCUUAGAAAGAGAAGCGAAGAACAUAGACAAAAGACCGUUUUUAAAAACAAUAUUGGAUUCCUUGGACUGUAGUGAAAACGAUUAUAAAGCGCUUUUUGCGCUGUGUUUGCUUUAUGCUUUAAUAAAUAAUAAAGUGGGUGUUAAUCCAGAACUACUGGAUACAUUGCUGUACCCCGAUAUAGAUGAUGUUAGUAAAUCAAAUGUACCCACAAAUUCCAAUACAAAACAAGAAUCUACGUCAAGUGACAAUACGGAAGAGUGUAAUCAGUCUGAGCAGAGGAUGAUUGACAGUUUCAACGCGCUUUUCAUUUCGAAACUUAUGGUUAUAGCGAACUUGAGUUGCAAGCCUGCAUCUAAAGUACGGCUCGUAACGUGCGAGUUAACUGUUCGUCUGCUGCGUACCGCUAUGCAGGGCAGUACUGGUGUUGCCAGCUCGAGGCAUAUUUCCACUGCAGAUAAUUUACGAGGAAGAGCCGCAGCGUUAGCGCGUAACUUUUACAAGUGUGACGACAUAUUCCUGGAUAUGUUUGAAGAUGAAUAUUGCGAGAUGAGUAAACGUCCUCUGAACGUGGAAUGGCUGUGUAUGGACGCAGCUAUACUCUUACCACCCACGCGCACGCCAAUGUCUGGGAUUGCAUUCGAAAAGCGAUUACCCAGUGGAGAGAUGGAAAGAGCCCGUCGUGCUAUAAGGACGUUCUUCCUCAUAAGAGAUCUAUACUUGAAACUGACUGGGAAGACAGAAACUCAACUGCCUCUAGCGAACCCCGCCCCUUUCGUGCCUGUUGGAGACACUUUGGAUCUCAAUGAUUCGGAUCUUAUCUCUUGCGAUAUAACACAGAAAGAUGGAACAUGGCAUCAUAGGUUCCUCGCCGUUGAUAAUAUUCAAGUGAUCCUCGUUGAGCCGGAUAAGCAGAGGCUGGGGUGGGGCGUUGCAAAGCUUGUCGGCAGCUUGCAGGAUUUAGAGAUACAAGGCGAUAAAGAAGAUCCACGAUGUUUACACUUAACAAUACACAAACCGCGCAUCGGGGCGCACGGGGCUCUGCCCCGUACGGUGCUUCUGAGAGCCAAGUUCAAAUUCGAUGACCACAUUCGAAGUAUGGCAGCAAAACAAAGACUGACUAAGGGCCGGACGAAGUCCCGGCAGAAGAAGAUGCAGCAGAUCGGGCGCCUGCUCGAGGUGAGCGGCGUGUCGGCGCCCGCGCCCGCGCCGCGACACCGCCCGCUGUUCGCGCGGCCCGCGCUCGCCGCGCGCCGACACUCGGGUCUAGACGGGGACGACACCGAGCGUCGCUUGCGCCGCCCGAGCGGACACGUGCUCAAGGACGGGAUCGUGGUGUAUCGCGAGCGGACCACUAGCAGAGAGAGUAGCGUAUCGCGAACCAGCAGCGCACACGCCUCUAGAGAGGGCUCGCCUCGGGCGCGCUCGGAGGAAAUUCCGCUCGAAGAUAUCAGGAAAGUUUCUGGGUUGGCGGCCGCCAUACCUUCCACUAGCUCACAACAGAGUACACCCAGCACGUCACAGCACCCGAAGCUAACGAGUACGUCUUCAGAGGAAACGUCGUUCAUAUCAAGCGAACCGCGCUUUAAACGGAAAGGAAUCGUCGAAACCAUUUGAUAUUAGUCCAAUCCUUGACAAGUGAAACUUGAUUUGGUUAAAAUCCCAUUUUAAAUUGGUUUCCGAGGCUAGUGAUGUAACAACAUUAUUUAAUACACAUUUCUCUUGUGAUUUUUCUAUUUAUAUUUAAAGUAGAUUUGUUUUAACAGGUAUCAGAAGUGAUAAUUUAUUGAUUUUUAAUAAUAUUUAAUAUUCUUUAGUGGGAUAUAGAGGAACAGUUAUAGAGCAAUAUAAUGGUCCGACAACACUUUACGUUUCUUUUGCACAGUCAAGUUGAUCGAUAACACAGCACCGCUUAAAGAUAUAGUUUUAAUUCUUGGUAUUUAUUUGUGUGGGAACGAAAUGAUAAUAAGUUAUAAAAUGUUAUGUAAAGAAACAUUGUAGGUCGUGUUUGAUUUGCACAGGUAAACGUUUUAUCGUCCGCAAACAAGCGCUUAACUGCGCAAACUUAAAACAGAAAGGACGACGUAGUAACUUGCGUGAAUCCGCGCGGAGCGGCUAGUAUGUUAUCAUAGAUAAUUCUUACAUAAAAACCUGUCUCUUAUAGAUAAAUGCGAGUGAUCAUUUUUAUAUUUAAAACAUGGUCAUAAUUAAACACUUAUUCUAGUUCAAUUGAUUUGUAAAAUAGCGUUUAUCUUGAUCAAAAUAAAUCAUACAUUAUCAAAAUCAAAAUAUACUUUAUUCAAGUAGGCUUUUACGAGCACUUUUGAAUCGUCAUUUAACAAACUAUAUU